Microtus ochrogaster (prairie vole) is the source of this 3605-nucleotide messenger RNA. RefSeq names its product EEF1A lysine methyltransferase 2 (gene Eef1akmt2). The transcript has 6 exons. The record is from RefSeq and is a predicted model, not a curated record. Lineage: Eukaryota; Metazoa; Chordata; Mammalia; Rodentia; Cricetidae. The coding region runs from base 213 to 755 and encodes 180 amino acids. Gene Ontology annotation, cellular component: cytoplasm. Gene Ontology annotation, molecular function: protein-lysine N-methyltransferase activity.
CUCACCCCCACCCCUGCUUGGAAGCCCGAGGGAGGAGGGUGGAAGCCACCUGUGGGGACUUAAGGGGCGAGACCCCAAGCGCGCCCUGGGAGCGGUUAACCCUCUUUCUAGGGAUUCAAGACCACCCGAGUUGGGAUGCUGUUUAUGAGAGAGAACUGAGAACAUUCCAAGAAUAUGGAGAUACAGGAGAAAUCUGGUUUGGGGAAGAGAGUAUGAACCGACUUAUAAGGUGGAUGCAGAAACACAAGAUCCCAUUGGAUGCCUCAGUACUUGACAUUGGAACUGGAAAUGGUGUUUUCCUGGUUGAACUUGUGAAACAUGGUUUCUCUAAUGUAACUGGGAUUGAUUAUUCUCCUUCUGCAAUUAAGCUUUCUGCAAGCAUUCUAGAGAAGGAAGGACUAUCUAACAUUAACUUGAAGGUAGAAGACUUUUUGAGUCUUUCCACAAAGCUGUCUGGAUUUCAUGUUUGUGUUGACAAAGGGACUUUCGAUGCCAUAAGUCUUAAUCCUGACAAUGCAGUUGAGAAGAGGAAGCAAUAUGUGAUGUCUCUCUCCAGGGUGUUGGAAGUAAAAGGCUUUUUUCUAAUAACCUCUUGUAAUUGGACCAAGGCAGAGUUGCUAGACGUGUUCAGUGAAGGAUUUGAGCUUUUUGAAGAGCUGCCAACACCCAAGUUCAGCUUUGGAGGUAGAUCUGGAAACACUGUAGCAGCUUUGGUUUUUCAAAAAAGUGAGACUUCCUUGGACAAAGUCAGUUAGCUUUCUAGAAGAAACUUUACAGCACAGUGAACCUGAUAGAGAAGAAGCAAGUACAAAUAGUGCUUAGUAAGUACUUAGUAAGCACCAAGGCUGCGCAGAUUGAGUACAGAUAAUGGGGUGGUGGGAAACCACAAGUAUGGGAAUCACUAUUCAGAUAUCAACUAAGAAUAAUUUAAAAUUGUAUUUUGUAUUUGACAUAUAUAUUUUUUUUCUUGUAUUUUAUAGCAGUUUUCUGUAACUAUUAAACAGUUGAAAGCCUCAAGGCAGUAUGAAUUUACAGGAAGCAUAUAUUCUUUUUGUGUGUGUGUUUAUAAAAGUAGAAUUGAAAAUGGCUUUUAUGAAGAUUCGACCAAGCUGUUUCAAGACCAGAAUAGUUAAGAAUUUUCUUAUGUGUAAUAGACUGUGAAGUAUGUUAAGCAAUGCCAUUUUGUGAUGAUAACUUGGAGAGCUCCCUGAUUGUCAUGUUAUUAAGCAAAAUCAGAGAAACUGAUGAAAUAUUUUUAUUUACUUAUUUAUUUUUGAGACAGUGUCUCACUGUGUAGCUCUGGUUGUCCUGGAACUCGGAGAUCCAUCAGCCUCUCCCUCCCCAGUGGUGAGAUUAAAGGUGUGAGUCACCACACUGGUAACUCUCUAGUCUUUACCCUGUGGAGGAGAGAUGGGUAGUUUAAGGAGAUAGAAUAGUUCCAUGUUAACUAAUGAUGUUUUAUUAAGUCAUUGAGUCCUCCAGGUAUUUUCCCAAGGUUUUACUUGUUUAUGCAUAGGAGAGCUGCAGCCAAGAGUGAAGACACUUUUGAUGAUUCCUUUUUAUUUUUUACAUCCAUUGGUGUUUUGCUUGCAUGCAUGUCUGUGUGAGGGUGUCAGAUCCCCAGGAACUGGAAUUGCAGACAGUUGUGAGCUGCCAUGUGAAUGCUUGGAAUUGAACUAGGACCCUCUGGAAGAGCAGCUAGUGUUCUUUACCUCUGAACCAUCUUUUUAGCCACUCCCCAUAUUCUUAUUUUAAUUUAAAAAGAAUUAUUUAAUGUGCAUUGGUGUUUUUGCCUGCAUAUAUGUAUGAGGGUAUCAGGUCUUGGUGAUACAGACAGUUGUGAGUUUCCAUGUGGGUGCUGGGAAUUGAACCCAAAGUCCUCUGGAUGAGGGCCAGUGUUCUUAACUGUUGAGCCAUCUCUCCAGCCCCUAAGUGAAGACACUUUUGCGAGGCCAGAUAGUACCUAGUGAAGCCAAAAUUCAUAGUUGGGUCUGGCUGACUUUAGAAUUCUUCUUCUAACGUAGUAGUCUACUCCCAGGUGCUAAAUCUUUGUCUUUAUAGUAUCUAAGUCAGUGCUACAUACAAAAUUCAGGUGGACACUUACUUUUAGGAGCUGUGUAGCCCUUGGUUAGUGUUGAUCACUAACAACUGACUGACUAGUCCUGGACUGUGGACUUUGAGAAUAGUGAGUUAGUUACCUGAGUCUCAUGACAUCCAUUAUUACUUUUUACUAUCUCUCUUUGUUUUGAGGGACUGUCCUUUCCCAGGAACUGAAUUUUAUGUAAAGCAUGACACACCUGUAGUCUUAGCACUCAGGAGGCUGAGGUAGGAGGAGAAACUGGAGUUAAAAGGCUGGACUACACAGUGAAACCCCUUCUCAAAAAAAAAAAAAAAAAUGCCAUGUCAACAUGAAGCCCUGAGUUCAGACCCCUUGCGCCUGUGUAAAGUGCUGUGUGCAGCAACAUUGCUUAUAAUCUCAGUGCUGCUGAGUAGAGACCAGAGACCCUGAGGCGUGAUGGCCAGGCAGCCUAAGUGAAUCCGUUGGCUCCAGGUUCACUGAGACUAAAAUAAAUCCACAAAAUAAGUCAUAAAUCAUAAAUUAAUAAAAUAAGUUCACAAAAAAUAAAGUUGAGGACGACCGAGAAGGAUCCCUUGUUUCGCAUUCAGUGUAGUGUCUGCACCUAAAGCAACUGCUUUCCCAACCGGCAUUGCAGCUCGGCACCUACCAGCAGCAGUUCUGAUGCCGCACAGCCAGCUGGGAUAUCCGUUCCUCAGGCACCGGCUCUCUCAUGGCUGUUAAAGGAAACUUGAUCUAAAUCUCUAUUCUAAAGAAUUCAGGAUUCAGAGUUUGAGGAGAAAUCCUGCUAGCUCAGAGAGGCUGAGUAGCAAGUAGCUAAACUCCUCUCCUUCAGGUCUCUUGAUAAAGGGCCAUCCUUCUGCUCAGCCCCCACCAAAGAACCCUCGCUUCACUCACUUAACCAGAUUAAUUUUAUUUAAUCAAACAAAUGUGACAUAUCUGUGCAUCAUUUACAAAGGCAGAAGCAAAUAUAACAUACCUUUAUAACUAAUAUUCCACAACAAUACCUGAUGAUCUCUGACUUCUACAUGCAUAUCCUUGUGCAGUGCACACAUGUCCAAGCAUACACACACAAAAGAAAAGUGAAAACUGAGUUUUGUCAUUAUCUUUCUGUGGAAGGGGAUUGUCAGUUGUGUGAACUUAGAGGGAGUUAGAGACAAGGUACUCUUUCUAACAGCUGGUUUAUCUGGAGGGCAUUUAUAUAUUGAAAAAGAUAAAGUGUAUUGUCUAUAUAUAUCUAGUAUUUAAGGAAACGGUAUUUGGGAUAAUAUUUUAGCAUUGAGUCUUAAUGUAUUUUUUUUUUAAUUAUGUAACUUUGGGAGUACUGGGAAGCAGUUAAGAGCACUUGUUGCUCCUGCAGAGUACCUGGGUUUUUGCCUAAAACUCACGUGUAGUAACCAUCUGUUACUCCAGUUUGUAGGGGUCCAAUAUCUUCUCUUCUGGCCUCUUUGCACACCAGACAGGCAUGUAGUGUGCAAGCAUUCAUGUAGACAAAAUAUGCAUAUGUAAAAUAAAUUUUUAAAAGUUA